Molecule: messenger RNA, 3106 nt
Organism: Cydia pomonella (codling moth)
Lineage: Eukaryota; Metazoa; Arthropoda; Insecta; Lepidoptera; Tortricidae
Product: mucin-21-like
Exons: 2
Coding region: 440-1117 (225 amino acids)
Source: RefSeq, a predicted model, not a curated record
UAUUCGUAUAAAGAUAUAAGCAAAUCUCGUCCUGGUAAUCGACCAAGUAGGAGUAGGACCUAUGAGGACACGUAUUGCUUUUUAGUGACAAAUGCAUGGACGUAACCAUUACACAGUCGAGGAAAUAAUCACAUUAUAAAAUAUUACACUGGUAUUUCCUUUUAUAUUUUGUGGUUUAUUUUAAUGAACAACAAUAUUACUGAUAUUACUGAUAUGAAUUCAAGUUAUUUUGCGUCAUUUUAAUACUGAGUAACGCAAUUUAUUUUCCUAACAGUAAAUAGUGGUUAUUAAAUUCAGGAGUGAAUAUAACGAGCUGUAAGCUUUAUCCUGCUCAAUCGACAUUUUACAUUGUCCUGUGUCAUUAGUCGUUAAUAAAAUACAUUUAAGUAAAAUAGUACAAGUAAAUAAUUACUUUAUCUGUGCACAGUGGACGAAAACAAUGGCCCUCAAAAUCUUGCUGAAUGUAGCCAUCUCCAUAUGUAUUCUGGGAUCGGUCACCGCUCAGAUCCUCAACGGAGUUAAAGCAUCAAACCCUACCACCCCUAUUGUGGAGGGAUCGACAUUACCUUCAUCAUCUAGUGCCUCGACUAUCGAUGAGGGGUCAAAAUCAACUAUAACAUCUAGUGAGACGACUGGGGAGGGAUUAUACUCGACUAUCGACGACUCGACAUCUAGUACUUUGGGGGGAUCAGACUUCACUACAAUGUCUAGUCUCCUAACAAGUGAUGACGGAUCAAAGUCUACCACGCCAUCUAGUGCCGCGACAACUGCUACAAACGCAAUUAUAACUUCAGCCGGGUACAUCCCGAUAAUAAAACCAAAUGUCACGCCUACUACGGAAGGAUCAAGCUCGACCACAAAAGCGGUAACAAUGCAGGGACCAAAACCCGACUACAAAACCCGAUAUAGUGAUUACUACAAAGGGAUCAAACCCGACCACAAUACCCGACAUCGUUACGAAGGUAUCAAUCCCAACUACAAAACCCGAUAUAGUGACUACAACGACGGGAUCAAAAACAAAUGCAAAACCCAGUAUCGUGAUCGUGAACACCAUGAAGGGAUCAACUAUAAAACCAAAUACCGUCGUCACCGCCUCUGCCACUACCAGUCCAGCUAAACCUAUGCCAGUGUGGGUGGCAUUCGCAAUCAUAGGGGUUAUUUUAGGAUUAGCUGCAAUUGUUUUGAUAAUAGCAUAUAGAAAACCCAUUUUUCGGAGCCAUUCUUUUGUCAGAGUAAGAGCAUUUUGCUCGCGAAUCAGAGGACCACGAUUUGGGGAGGAAAGUUACAAUUUGAGUCACCCUCAAAAUCUGACUCAGGAUCAAAAUCAAAACCCAACUCAGGAUCAAAAUCAAAACCCAACUCAGGAUCAAAAUGAGGAUCAAAAACAGAAUCAAAUUUCUAAUGUAUAGAUUGUUCUCCCCUUUUUUAUACGCAAUGAGUUGUAUUCUAGACAACUUUUGUGAACAUUUUGAUGCAAGUGCGCUGUUAUUUUUCACGGAUAAUCGGUACUGAUAAUGAAAAGUGACAUCACUAACCAACAUGGCGUAAGCAACAUGGCGUACUUAAAAUAUGGAAACCUGUGUAAAUCGUGUGUAAUGGUAAAAUGUUUAAUUGUGACGUUCCGCGGUAAAAUUACCCUAUGGCGGUGUGCGCUUACGCUGUUAUUAACGACGCUUCAAUACUAAUGCGGUGCUACGCGUCGUAAGCACCGACCGCCAUAAGGUACCUUUACCCGUCGAACGACACAAUUUAUGUCAAUUUUUUAAUUAUUGUAUUAAAACAUAAGAAACCUAAUGGUAUUUUAAUAAUUUUAAUAUGUUUCACAUACACAAACUGCGCAGGUAGAGAUUGUGUAGUAGUGUGUCACAAGGGAGUAUUAAUGACAUAUGUACUUAUAUUUAUACGAAGCGAAGAAUUAUUAUUAUUGAAUCCAUAGUCUUUAGUCUUAUUCAAAAAUAGAAACCUGAGCGUAGUGAGGAAUUCAAUUCAAGUGUUAAAGCCCACGGUAGAAAUAAUAUUAUUUACGCUAAACAAAAAGUAUUAAAUAUGUUACAACGGGUCACUCACGUAUUUUAAGUCGAAAACGCUCGACAUGUUUCACUACGUUCCGCAGUCUGCGUCCGGUCCGUCAACGCAAGCUCCUGACGACACUCCUCAGGACGGAGUGAAACAUGUCGAGCGUUAUCGACUUAAAAUACGUGAGUGACCCGUUGUAACAUAUUUAAUAUGUACGUGUCUCACGAAAGUUUUGUUAUUAAAAUUACUAAAAAAAAAGUUUAAAAAAAAAGUGUCCUAGAACAGAAAGUUCCACUUCGAUCCCUCCUAGUAGGGAAGAAAAAGCUCUUUUCCGAAUAGGUGAAGGGAAAAAGCAAUUUAUGGGUGUACAGUACAGGUACAGAGAUAACUGACCCCCCUGCAUAGAGAUGUGUUUGCAGGGGUCAACUACCUCUGAAACUAUACAUCAAGUUGUACAUUAUUAUACGCUUACUGUGAAAAUACAUAAAGUUCAAAGUUCAAAGUUAUUUAUUGUAUAUAAGAAUCAGGUUACAUUGCAGGUCGAAUAUACAAUUACACAUUCCGUUACACUGAGACUUUACCUUUUCAGGUGUACAUACAUUUGCAUCAUAUAUAGGUAUUUACAUAUUUAUCUAAAGAAUAUCAAUACUUAUGAGUCACUUAAAUAAUCAUUAACACAAUAAAAACAUUUUUCUAUAAGCCACAUUUUUGUGUUUGACUUGAACAGUUUGAGAUCCAUAUCCUUAAAACGAUCAGGUAACUUGUUAUAAAUUGUGAUACACAUAAUAUAGGCAUUUUUUGCAGUGAGUGACAAGUUUACAUAUGGCUUAGGUAAUCUGUGUCUGUAUUUAGGUUUGGUUACGCGGCAAUCCAAUGGGUUAUUAUCCGUGAAUAGGUAUUUAUAUUUGUGAACGAAAACAGAAACUUCAUAAAUAUAGAGACUGGGAAAAGUAAGAAUGCUAUGUUUUAUAAAAUAUGGACGGCAUGAAUCUCUAGGAUGAACUGAAAAUAUGGCUCGAAUGCAGCGCUUUUGGACAAUGAAUACGUUAUGUUUAUCAGUGCAGUAUCCCCAGAUUGUUAUGCCAUGUAC